AUCUUCAAAAAUAAACGACAAAAAGAACAUCCGUAUCAAUUCGAUUGACAAAAGUAACAUAAUUUAACACUAUUUACAUGGAAAAUUGUAAUUAGUCAACAAAUGUAUCCCACUAAACGAAAUACAAUUUAGUUUACGGCGUGGCGAACAAAUUGGAGUGACGGACAAUAUGGACGAAAACUCAAAAGGAAGAUAGUAACAACACUGUUUGUAAGAUAAAACUGUUUUGGUUUAUUUGAAUUAGCGUCCUCCAUCAGUGUAAUGUGCUACUAGGCAAAAGCAAAAAGGCGUAAAAUAUUUUAUAGGCAGCAUGGAGCCACUCCUGUCCGUAGACGAGGGUUCCAAAGAGAACAUGCAUGUCCCAGAACAGACAGAAACCCCCGUUCCAAGAACUUUAACUCAACAGGAGCUGGAUAGACUGGGUGCAGAGCAGACAUUGGUGUCCAACUUCAAGCUGAUGAAAUUAGAGCAAGAAGCCCAAAAGAACUGGGAUUUGUUCUACAAAAGGAAUACGACUAAUUUCUUCAAAGACAGGCACUGGACCACCAGAGAGUUCGAAGAGCUGAAAGCGUGUCGGGAGUUUGAAUCACAAAAGUUGGUGCUACUGGAGGCAGGCUGUGGGGGAGGGAACUGCAUUUUCCCACUGCUUGAAGAAGACCUUAACAUCUUUGUGUAUGCCUGCGACUUCUCACCACGAGCUGUUGAUUUUGUCAAGCAAAAUCCACUGUAUUGCCCAGAGAGAUGUUGUGCCUUUCAGUGCGAUUUAACUAAAGAUGACUUGAGGACAAAUGUGCCAGAGGGCAGUGUGGAUGUCAUCACGUUAAUCUUUGUCCUGUCUGCCAUUCAUCCAGAUAAGAUGAAGAUGGCUUUGCAGAACAUUAGCAGGGUGCUGAAGCCUGGUGGCAUGGUGUUGUUUAGGGAUUAUGGUCUCUAUGACCAUGCCAUGCUCCGAUUCAAAGCUGGAAACAAGUUGGGGGAGAACUUCUAUGUUCGCCAAGAUGGAACCAGAUCCUACUUUUUCUCUAAAGAAUUCCUGGCUGAGAUCUUUGAAGACCAAGGAUUUCAAACUAUUACCAACGACUACGUCCUGAGAGAGACUGUAAACAAGAAGGAAGGACUCUGUGUCCCCAGAGUCUUUCUGCAGAGUAAAUUCACUAAGCCCUGUGUUUCAGGCAGUUCCUGAUCUCACCUGUGUUCUUUAUGAAUGAGGAACAAUAAGAGUGAGACGCUCAAAUGAAAGGAGGUCUCAGUGACUCUUCGUAGCUGCCAACAUUAAAGGGAACAUUUUUUUUGGUAGGUAAAGACUCACACUGUUGUGGGAGGAGUAUGGGACUGCUUUUUUUUCAACUCUGUGUGAACACAGAACUGUGUGAAAUAAUAUAAUCAUGAAUAUAAGUAUAUCAGAAUAUAAUUGCACUUCCCAGUCCCGACGUGGAAUUAGAUUGAACUCACUUUUUACAACCCUAGUCAAUAUUUUUCAAGUUUAAUCUGUAUUUUUUUAAUCUUUAUAAUUUUCUGAACUUUUAACUCCACCAGGAAAAAAAUGUUUUCCAUUUUCUGUGUGUGUAACUUUUCAAUUGAAAUAGUUUUAAUGAUGGCCUAGGAAUUGCGUAACACCAACUAACCACCAACAAUUUCCCCUUUGGGAUUAAUAAAGUAUUUCUAAUUCUGAUUAUGGACAUGAACUGCAGUAUGCAAAAAAUUAUGAUAACAGAUGGAGACGCUUCCAACAACGUUUGAUGUUGCGCAAAGAAUGGUAAAUUAUAAAUUAAAGCUAACUUAAGUCAUUUUUAUUAACUGUGUAGUUACCGUGUAGACAAGAUUUUGUUUUUUUAAAAUCUCAAAUUGCUGUAAUUUGAUGACAAACACACAGACAAAAAAAUCAUAAAAUAUAUUUUCAAAAAAGAUUUGACUUGCUCCCAUGACUUGAUCCCACCUCUGUCUCAUGAUGAAAAUAAUGUACUUAAAUGUUGUUUUUCUACAGGAAAGACACAGAAAUCCAAUUAUAUUUGUUUCUGUACAUUCAAUAUUGAAAUGACUUUGGGCCAUAACCUCUGAGCCUUUUUAACUUCAUGAUAACUGUGUUUAAAAUUAAAGUUAACCACAUCCUUUACUAACUGAACCAGGCAUUUAAAACCUUGACAUUGUACGAAAAAAAAAACCUCAACAGUGAACUUCUAAAAUGUUUAAGCAG
Messenger RNA from Cynoglossus semilaevis (tongue sole), 2194 nucleotides. RefSeq names its product methyltransferase 6, methylcytidine (gene mettl6). The record is from RefSeq and is a predicted model, not a curated record. The transcript is spliced from 5 exons. The coding region runs from base 311 to 1183 and encodes 290 amino acids. NCBI's taxonomy places the organism in Eukaryota, Metazoa, Chordata, Actinopteri, Pleuronectiformes, Cynoglossidae.